Pocillopora verrucosa is the source of this 2524-nucleotide messenger RNA. RefSeq names its product suppressor of cytokine signaling 6-like. Gene Ontology annotation, molecular function: 1-phosphatidylinositol-3-kinase regulator activity. Gene Ontology annotation, cellular component: phosphatidylinositol 3-kinase complex. The record is from RefSeq and is a predicted model, not a curated record. NCBI's taxonomy places the organism in Eukaryota, Metazoa, Cnidaria, Anthozoa, Scleractinia, Pocilloporidae. Gene Ontology annotation, biological process: phosphatidylinositol phosphate biosynthetic process; intracellular signal transduction.
GGAAGCGCAUCAACAUUGUCUUUAGUCUCUAGAAGUCAUCCCUUUCACAGAUUAUUUGAAAUUUAAUGUUCUGUCAGGAAAGACACCCUCUAGCUGAAACGUAAGCGUUUAUAAUUUCGAGUAAAUUUUGUGUUCUCGACAUGGAAACACUCUCAAGUAUACCGCGUUAACCCAGACAACUCGUUCCUAGAGGUGUUCAUCCAACAUAUAAUAAUUGUAAUGUUUAGACGCUUUUUAAAUUAGAGAGAGAGAGCUAUUGAGGUGGACUAUGAACGAGUCGGAAAAAGAAGGAGAAGAGCAAGUUUACGACCUCAUCGAAGACACAGAUGAUAAUUCAAACGGGAAUGAAGGAGUGGAAAAAACAGCUGCUGUAGGAGAAAGUUUGGUAACAGGAACUGAUGAAGUCGAUCAAAGUUUGGCUGCCGCGCAAACAGACGACACCUUUGGUGAAACAAAGAACAUAUUACUCAAACUCAGAGAGAAAUUUCGACGUCGUAAAUGUUCAGAAGAUUCAUCAGCAGAACAUUUUGAUUCUGAAGAAACAAAUGAAUCUUUGACAGCGUACUCAAGCAUCGAAGACAAUGAAUUACCAAAAACUACAACUAGACUUUCACUAAUGCACAAAACGCUUAGUUUUCCUGGCUUCGCUAAAGAUCGGUCCUUCAGUCGGUCGGGGGCGAAACGUUCUCGAUCAAAGUCAUUUUCUAUUCGAAUGCAAUCCAAGGAAAUGGAGGCAAAAAGGGAGGAGGACACGUUUGAGUGUAGUAAACAAGCUGGUGACACCUGCAGCACAUCCAGCUGGCUGAAUUUCGAAACUGCACAGGGAAAUCCAUUUGUAGAACCAACAAAGAAAAGAGCAGUUCCUCCUCCCCCUCCUCCCAUACUUCUGCCAUCACACUUUACUAGAAAAAAACAAAGACAGCUUGUAAAAUCGUUGACAAUAUCGCUCGAUGAACUAGACCCAUGUGAUAGAGGAUUUAGGCCAGUGCCGACCAUUGAAGGUGUCGACAGGCAGUUGAAUGCUAAGUGUCCGCAAACAGCUACUGAAAUAAGCUGCCAGCAAUACUCAUUUCCAUUAAUCAAAUCUUUAGAGUCACUUUCACAUCACAGUUGGUACUGGGGGCCUAUAGACCAGUUUGAAGCUGAGGUUUAUUUGCAAGAUAAACCUGAUGGUUGCUUUUUGGUCCGGGACAGCUCCCAUGAAUUCCACUUGUACAGUGUAAGUUACAGGUGUAGAGGAAGAACCUGCCAUACAAGGAUUCGCUAUGGAAAUGGUAUGUUUUACUUUGUUGCUCCUCCAGGUGAAAUGGGAACUAAAACAGUGGUAGGACUCAUCAAGAAAUCCAUGAAAAUGUCCUUAAAAGGGCCAAUGUGUUUUUCAAAGGCAUCAACUUUCCUAGGCUUUCCCACUUUUCCCAUUCGACUUACAACACCAGUUUCAAGGUUUGGAGAACUUCCCUCUCUCCAACAUCUUUGCAGGUUUGUUAUUAGACAAAAUUCACGCUACGACAAGCUUCAUGAAUUACCGUUGCCAUCCAAGAUUAUUAACUAUCUGAAUGUAGAUAAUCAUUUCCUGGAAAAUGAAGGGAAAGAAAAUUUAUCCCUCUCAUAGGUCCAAGAACCAUUAUUUAUCAAUAAACCAGUGGCCGUACUCUUGUUGUACAUGAUUUAUUUAGUAAUGUUUUUGUCAUCAGAUCAGAAAUGUCAUUCUCCAAGUGCUUACAGUUGUAAUUGAUUAGAGACACUGCUACAAAAUUCUGGCCACUAAAUAGGUAGAAAAAGUUGCUAAUUGCACAAACUAUGUUGGUGGUUUGACAAGUAUCAAGCUCUAACAGAUCCUAAUUCAAACUGAGUGUCAAUUACUUAUAAAUAUUAGCAUACAAUGUUACUCAUCCUUAGUUAUCUACAUGCAAGUCUCAAGACCAUGUGCAAGAGUAUGUGGUGCAAUAUUGCACAGAUAUAAUUUUUUCCUUAUUUGGUUCUUCACAUUUUAUUUGACAAACUUUGAGCUUUGAGCCCUGUUCUGAUUUUUUUCCUACUCUCAAAUUUCAACUUGAUCUAGGAGAUUUUCAUAAUUAUCUAAUGGUUCAACCAGGUCCAGCAUUAAUGGAACCUGCCUUAGUAUACCAACUUUUAAAAAAUAUCCAAACUGACAAAACUGCAAGUGAAUUACAUCCAUAGAGGACAGAAAUUCUGAGCCUAUUUUUGGCAGUGAGAAUGUCGCAGAACAAAUGGAUUCUUAAAAUACUAUGAUUUAGGCAAAUUGAAGGUAUAUGCUGUUAUUUGGCAUUCAGGCAUCAGCUUUUAACUCUGAAAACAAAACAACAGUUGUGCAAGAAGGAUCAGAUCUUUUCCCUUCACAAGCAGUGACAUAAACACUUUCAAAACAUUCUUGCUGGCUUCAAAAUGUUAUCUGUCCAUAGACAAAACAGUUUCUGUUAAAAUCAGUAAUAAUAUCUUAGGGUUAAGGGGUCAAGGGUUAGGGUUAACCCUAACCCUAAGAUUUACAAAUUCCCCUCAUCAA